AUGGGGGGCAAUCGGAAAACCUCCUCUACGAAGGGCGGAAAGUACAUGAACCCCACUGACCAGGCGCGGAAAGAGGAGCGAAAGAAGCAACUCAAAAAGCACAAAAAACAGCGAGAAGCAGUGCGCGAGGCAGUCAUCAAAAGCAAGAAUCCAAACUCAGUCCUCGAUGAGCUAUCCAAACUUGACGAUCUCGAAUUCGACGCUGAAAAUGAAUGUCCUUACGCCGACAGAGUCAUGCAAGAAAAACGGCAACGAAUGAAAGCUACUUAUUUCAAGAUUCUAGAGUACUACAAAACUGCCGGAAAAAUGGACACUUGGAAAGAGUACCAAGAUGACUACAAUCAAUAUGAGCGAGAAAGAGAAAGAAAACAAAGCUUGUACCAAGCUGUAUUGAAAGCAAAGAACUGGUCCGUUGACCAAAUUCCACUUCCAGAUGCCCCUCUUCCGGACUCGGGCAUCGCUGGGAUCCCCUUGCCAAUGGGUCUUCCCCCACGAAUGGGAGCAUCAUCAUCCUCUCGCGCGUCCUCUGGGCCACCUGGCCCUCCUCCCGGGCCUCCACCAGAAAAGAAGAGAUAUAAACGGCCAUCGCAGAAAGACAGCACGAUUCAAAACACUCUUCUGGCUCUGGCCGGACAAGAAGCUCGAGAGCGCGAAGAAGAAAAUCCUCCUCCUCCACCUCCUGGAAUUCCUCCGCUCGAUAAUCGAACGAGGAAUCCUUAUGCUGUUCAAUUCCACCCUCGGCCUGUUGAUCCUGCCGCGGCUAUGCAAGCGCAUGCUAUGCCAAUAUCUGCUGGAAUUCCUCAAUUUGCAGCACAAGCAGCGUUCAUGCGUCCAGCUGUUCCCGCAACGGGCUUAAUGGCACCAGACAUUUCAUCUGCUCCAACGUCCUACAACGCACCAAAAGGAGCCACAGAGAGCGCUCAAAAGUUGUCAGCCACCCAUCAAAAAACGCUCUCGGCCGCACCAGUUAUUAACCGUCCAAAAACUCAAAAUACCAUGUUCAUGCCGAGCUCAUUGAGGGGAAACAAAAGAAGCAAUGCUGCACUUACGCCGAGGGCUCUGUCGACGCGUCCUGCUCCACCCGUCGCUAAGCCAGCUCCGCCAAAGAAUCAAGAUAAAGCAUAUGAAAAUUUUAUGGCAGAAAUGGCUGGUCUCUUGUAA
Molecule: messenger RNA, 1161 nt
Organism: Oikopleura dioica
Lineage: Eukaryota; Metazoa; Chordata; Appendicularia; Copelata; Oikopleuridae
Source: the annotation of a GenBank genome assembly